UUCAGCCUUUACAGCGUAAGGCAGGGGAGGGUAGCAGAGUGUUUGGCUGUGUCUUGAGUGAUGGCGCGCACGAAGCAGACAGCGCGGAAGUCGACAGGCGGGAAGGCGCCGCGCAAGCAGCUGGCCACCAAGGCGGCCCGCAAGAGCGCGCCGGCCACGGGCGGCGUGAAGAAGCCGCACCGCUACCGGCCCGGCACGGUGGCGCUGCGCGAGAUCCGACGUUACCAGAAGUCGACGGAGCUGCUGAUCCGCAAGCUGCCCUUCCAGCGCCUGGUGCGCGAGAUCGCGCAGGACUUCAAGACGGACCUGCGCUUCCAGAGCUCGGCCGUCAUGGCGCUGCAGGAGGCGAGCGAGGCCUACCUGGUGGGGCUCUUCGAGGACACCAACCUGUGCGCCAUCCACGCCAAGCGCGUCACCAUCAUGCCCAAGGACAUCCAGCUCGCCCGGCGCAUCCGCGGUGAGCGUGCCUGAGGCUCCUGCUGGAGCCGGUGCCUCUUCGCCACCACCAAACCCAAAGGCUCUUUUAAGAGCCACUCUCAUGUACAAUGGAAAGAGCUGUUGACACGAUGACAGUGUUACAAUAAUUGUGUGAUUAUUAAUCUCCCCUUUUUGCAAUUCUUAUGUAUAUUCAUGUAGAAUCUGGGUGUUUCUUAAAUCAUG
Molecule: messenger RNA, 660 nt
Organism: Dromaius novaehollandiae (emu)
Lineage: Eukaryota; Metazoa; Chordata; Aves; Casuariiformes; Dromaiidae
Product: histone H3
Exons: 1
Coding region: 61-471 (136 amino acids)
Cellular component (GO): nucleosome
Molecular function (GO): structural constituent of chromatin; protein heterodimerization activity; DNA binding
Source: RefSeq, a predicted model, not a curated record